UUUAUCUGCUGCCGAUAUUAAUAGAAGAAUGAAUAUGAAAAUACUACUAAAUAUCUGCCUUCGGAUUGUUCUGUUGCUUUCGUUUGAGCAAAUGCUGAAAGAUGUGGCUGCAGGCAGAAGUCCAACUUCUCUUGAAACUGACUCCUCAGUUGCUGAUGCAAACCUGAUGUUUGAGUUCUUGCUGGGUGGGUUGGAGCUCGACAGUGACAACAACAUCGUCAUGCUCGAUAAGGAGAUGGCAUCAAUGAGGCAGGGGCGGGCUUUUCUGUCCCAGAUCAAUGACAACUUUCCCAAAAGUCUGAGCUCCAUGGUGCAGAUGGUGACCAUACUGAGUGGUGAGAGGAGGGAGAAGCCGCUGACGCAGGAUCAGUUUGACAAUCUUGUCCUGAGCAUGGUGUACUCCGCCCAGCAGGCCAAGCAUCAGGAAGGAAACCUGGAGCAGGAGGCCUGGGGCGUGGUGCUCCUCCAGUUGGCAAAUGUCACCGUGCAUGAACUACGUGGAGGUUAUCUCUUCAAUUAUGCGUGAUACAUACACUUCCACUGUGUAUGAGAUAACGGUGUGUGCAAUGAAUUCCCUGCCUUAAAUCUUUCUCUAAUGUGUAUUCAUAAUCAACUCAAGCAUGUAUGAAACAUAACCAUUUUUAUUAUAGCACAGUAUAAAAACAUACAAAGAGCUCAAGUUUGAAACUGCUUUUAAAAGAACAUCAGAAACACUUUUUAAACAUUCAAUCCCUGAAGUUAGAAACACAAUGAGCAGUAAACAAAGAAAUAUAUACAUUUUUAUGAUCCAUGAGACUAUAGAGUUCAACGGUUCUCAACCAGGGGUCCCUGAGGGAGUUCCAGGGGGGCUCCAGAAAGAUGGGGAAUGGUUUAGAAGUGUAGAUAUGAGUCCAAUGUGAGUAAGAGUCAUUAAAGUGACUAUUCUCACAGGGUUCAC
Plectropomus leopardus (leopard coralgrouper) is the source of this 937-nucleotide messenger RNA. RefSeq names its product protein FAM180A. NCBI's taxonomy places the organism in Eukaryota, Metazoa, Chordata, Actinopteri, Perciformes, Serranidae. The record is from RefSeq and is a predicted model, not a curated record.